Plasmopara halstedii is the source of this 1083-nucleotide messenger RNA. Its product is annotated as u5 small nuclear ribonucleoprotein 40 kda. The transcript has a single exon. Bases 1 to 1083 code for a protein of 360 amino acids. Lineage: Eukaryota; Oomycota; Peronosporomycetes; Peronosporales; Peronosporaceae. Gene Ontology annotation, molecular function: RNA binding; protein binding. Gene Ontology annotation, cellular component: catalytic step 2 spliceosome. The record is from RefSeq and is a predicted model, not a curated record.
AUGGGAGGCAAGCGGCGGCUCAGUAGCAUAGAGGAUGAAACUUCAUCCGCAGCCCUGACAUUGGCGGGGAAAACAGAUCUAAUCAAACGUACGCGUAUCACCGAUAUUGUGACCGCUGAUUCGGCAGUUGUAGCGUCUAAGCGCGUGGAAGACCGAGCGUCAGGCCUCUUGGCGCCAACGAUGCUGCUAUCAGGACACUCCGCUGCCGUGUACUCGCUUAAGUUUAGUCCGACAGGUCAACAUGCUGCUACAGGAUCGUUUGAUCGUAGCAUCCUUCUGUGGGAUGUGUAUGGUGAGUGUCGCAACUACAGCAUGCUGAGCGGUCACAAGAACGCGGUGCUAGAGGUACAAUGGACAUACGACGGUACUCAGGUGGUAUCUGCUUCGGCCGAUAAAAUGGUUGGAUUGUGGGAUGCUGAAAGUGGCCGUCGUAUCAAAAAGUUUACGGGUCACUCGUCAGUAGUCAACAGCUGCUGUCCCGUAAAUAGUGGCCCCACACUCAUUGUAAGCAGCAGUGAUGACUGUAGCUUCAAAGUUUGGGAUGUGCGCUACAAGCGCGCUGUCAAAACGUUCGAGAACAAGUUUCAAGUCACAGCUGUCUGUUUUUCUGGUGAUAACUCUCACAUCAUAGCUGGUGGACUGGACGGAGAUAUCAAAAUUUGGGAUCUCCGCAAUGAUGAUAUAAGCACAGUAUUGCAGGGCCAUGUGGACAUUGUAACGAGUGUUAGUCUCAGUCCCGACGGCACUCACUUGCUGUCGAAUGCAAUGGAUUCUACAGUACGGAAAUGGGAUGUUCGACCAUUUGUCACUGGAGAACGACUUAAAACCACGUUUAUGGGAGCCAAGCACAGUUUUGAUCGAACGCUGAUUCGCUGUGGAUGGUCAGCUGAUAUGCGGUUUGUAUCAAGCGGCUCUGCUGAUCGUUACGUGUACAUUUGGGAUGCCGAAUCGGGUAAUUUGCGCUACAAGCUUCCAGGGCAUACAGGCAGCGUAAAUGAGGCAACUUUCCAUCCUACAGAGCCCAUCGUUGGCUCGUGCAGCAGUGACAAAAACGUUUACUUGGGAGAGUUAACGGAACUGUAG